CUGUAUUCCAGUCCUAUUGUGUCGUUUCUGUACUGUUACAACAGUACGUUUGGCAACGCUGCACCAGCGUGUUCUCUAUGCAAUGGGAAUGAUGCGCUGCAAUCACUGGGAGGAUAUCAUGCAAACUUCAUCCAGCCUGGAAGUCUGCAUUGGUAUGACAGCGUUGUCAACUUGCAAGUGAACAUCAUCGACAUCAUCACCAGCCCCGAAAUCCUCAACUACUGGGCCCUUCCGGUAACGCAGCACCUGAUUGGCAAUGAAUCGCAACCACUUAACAAGACUGCAUCGGGGGCUGUCUUUGACUAUGCGAGUUUCGGCCGCGGUGCACCCGUAUCAGUGAACAGUUACGCUCGCCUGAUUGAGCUUACUGGUGCAACGCCGAUUACGCUCGAUGCAUCUGUGGCUCCUAAUAACGGAGCCCAGUCGUUUUAUUCCGUGCCGUGUUCCAAGGUGUCUAAGCUGCCAUCCCUAAAGUAUCAGUUUGGUGCAGGGACUCCCGAGUGGGAAAUCUUGCCGCAGAAUUAUGUUGAGAAGAUUGCCAUUUCGAGUACACAGACUGCUUGUGUGUUGAACGUACGAACUUUAGGGGAUGGGGAUUGGAUCAUUGGGAAUCUUGGGGAGACUUUUGCUAAGGAUAAAGUUAUUUUGUUUGACUUUGAUAAGCUCAAGAUUGGAAUUGCUGAUGCGGUCCGCAAAUGA
Molecule: messenger RNA, 699 nt
Organism: Trichoderma harzianum CBS 226.95
Lineage: Eukaryota; Fungi; Ascomycota; Sordariomycetes; Hypocreales; Hypocreaceae
Exons: 1
Source: RefSeq, a predicted model, not a curated record